AUGUCCGAGCAUCCGGCCGAAACCAAACGAUUAAGUCCCAUCGACGAGCUGAUAUCCCCUACCGUUCGCGUAAUACGGGAAGUGUACGAGGGUGAAAAUGCGCACGAAAUGUUCCAGUCCGACCUCAACAAGGCACUGUUCGAUAAGGUGCGGUUCAUCGUCAUCGAACCGACCCGACUCGGUGAGGAAACGGAACGAUGGAUAGCGGUCGGAAACUGUCUGCACAAAACCUCCCUAAUCAGUGGGGCAGCAUCGAUAGCCAUUAGUCUCAUCUGGCGGGAAAAGCUUACAAUCUACAGUGCUUCCUUCUGCGCCGUAUCGAUGUUCUGCACAAGCCUAUACGCCAUCUGUUGGACCUGUGAUCCGUGUGUAGAAUAUCAGGUGGAGCGAAAACAAAGAAACCUCAUGAAAAUCCCGGUACCGGAAGGUGCAUCUUCGCCGGUAGUACUGGUACACACAGGUAACCGGCUUGCCACAUAUAGCCACCGAAUAAUGACCGCACUAGCAACGUCCGUAUGCGUGUGGACUGUGUAUAGGGCACUGAAAUAG
Molecule: messenger RNA, 549 nt
Organism: Anopheles marshallii
Lineage: Eukaryota; Metazoa; Arthropoda; Insecta; Diptera; Culicidae
Gene: Pmi
Product: transmembrane protein 11 homolog, mitochondrial
Exons: 4
Coding region: 1-549 (182 amino acids)
Biological process (GO): inner mitochondrial membrane organization
Cellular component (GO): mitochondrial inner membrane
Source: RefSeq, a predicted model, not a curated record